This is a messenger RNA of Diabrotica balteata, 1383 nucleotides long. Lineage: Eukaryota; Metazoa; Arthropoda; Insecta; Coleoptera; Chrysomelidae. The record is from the annotation of a GenBank genome assembly.
AGUCGCCAUUGAGCAGCCAUUUUGGUGUGUAAGGAGUGCUCAAGUACCAAAAAUCAGUGAUCUAAAUAAUUGUUUUCGGAAAGAAAAGUAUCAAAACUGCUAGUUAGUGACCCAUAUGGCUUGUUUAAAUACAUUGAAACAAGAGAUAAGGACAUUAGAAUCGGUUUUUACAAAAAAUCAUGAACGGUUUCAGAUCAUCUCGGCCAGUGUUGACGAAUUGACAUGUAGGUUUAUUGGAAAGAAUGCUGUAGAAUACACGAUCCAUGCGAAUAUUACGGAAACUUAUCCUGCAUCACCACCUGUGUGGUUUGCAGACUCCGAAGAAACUAGUAUAGCAAAUGCGGUUCAAAUAUUAAGCAACACAGAAGGCUUGGACAACCAUGUCCUUUAUCAGGUGAUAAUACUUCUUAGGGGAACUAUGUCGACUGCAUGGCGUUCCAGAACCACCCGACUUAGAAAGACUGCAUAUUCUAGAUCCGCUAACAACAAAUCGAAUAACUUCUCGGAAUAGCGCUGGUGACGGAGACUACGCUAUGGAAGAUGAAAACUUAGAUAGCGACGCUGAUUUGGAUAUCGGUGAUAGUGAUGGCGAAGAAGACAGUGAUGCUGACGAGGAUCUUGCAAUGGAAGUCGAAGACAACAGACCAAAAGCCGACGAAAUGGGAGUCGAACAUUUAGCCACACUCGAACGACUAAGACAAAAUCAACGUCAAGAUUAUUUAAGGGGUUCAGUGUCAGGUUCCGUCCAAGCCACUGAUCGUCUUAUGAAAGAAUUGCGUGACAUAUACCGUUCAGACUCUUUCAAAAAUAAAAUGUACCAGAUCGAGUUAGUUAGCGAUUCACUCUAUGAAUGGAACGUUAGAUUGAUGUGCGUAGAUCCAGACAGUCCUCUCAGCCAUGAUCUCCAGAUGCUCAAAGAAAAAGAGGGCAAAGAUGCAAUUCAGCUCAACAUGUUAUUCAAAGACACUUAUCCGUUUGAACCACCUUUUGUCAGAGUUGUACAUCCAAUUAUCUCUGGUGGUUAUGUCUUAGUUGGAGGUGCCAUUUGCAUGGAACUUUUAACAAAACAAGGCUGGUCAAGUGCUUAUACAGUAGAAGCUGUGAUAAUGCAGAUCUCGGCUACCUUAGUGAAAGGCAAAGCUCGCAUCCAAUUCGGUACACCAAAAGUCUGCUCACAGGGACAGUACAGUCUAGCACGUGCCCAGCAGAGUUUCAAAUCACUUGUACAAAUCCACGAGAAAAAUGGUUGGUUCACGCCCCCAAAAGAAGAUGGCUAAACCGAUGAUGGAGACGACCAACUUCUUAUUUUUUUUUCUACAUUUUCUGUGGGCGUAGAACGCAUUGUUUCCAAAAAAAUAUCGCCCCUAAAUAAACAGAUUUCCC